Messenger RNA from Cynara cardunculus var. scolymus (artichoke), 1453 nucleotides. RefSeq names its product GTP-binding protein At2g22870. The transcript has 6 exons. The coding region runs from base 56 to 1126 and encodes 356 amino acids. Gene Ontology annotation, molecular function: GTP binding. The record is from RefSeq and is a predicted model, not a curated record. Lineage: Eukaryota; Viridiplantae; Streptophyta; Magnoliopsida; Asterales; Asteraceae.
AUUUGUAGGGUAGAUUCUUGAUAGAUAAAUUGAACAAUUCAAGAAGCUAUCAACAAUGGCAUUCCUUACUCAUUUUCCUGUUGCUCCAAUCCAUCAUCACUCCUCUUCGCUCUUCACCAGAUUCUUCCUUUCUCCAAAACCCAAAACCCUCUUAGUUCUUUCUGCACUUUCUUCACCCGAAUCUGUUGCAACAUCUCACUUCUCUUCGACAUCCACCAUAAUACCCUCUUCUUCUCCCGAAAUCCUUCAAGAAAUCUCACUUCCAGAAGAAACCCCCUUACGAAUUGCCCAAGAAAAGCUUUUUAUUCCUCCAGAGACUGAAAUAUCUUCCGAAAAACCUCCCAGAAUCUUGAGAGGUUCUAACAUAGUGCUGAGCAAAUAUGCUAGAGAUGCUCAGGUGAUUUCGGCUGACUUUGUUAAGAGUAGUGUUGAAACAGAGGCUUGCCCAUCUGAUGGGUCGCCGGAGUUUGCUCUUGUUGGGCGUUCGAAUGUUGGGAAAUCGUCGCUGCUUAAUUCUAUUGUUAGGAGGAAAAAGCUCGCCCUUACUUCAAAGAAGCCAGAGCCUAUUUUUAAAUGUGAAGAAAGGGAGGAUCACAAAGAAUCUAUCUUUCUCUUAGUUGUUGUAUCAUCUGAUGAGGAGAUUUCUAUGGGUUUUUCUCGGGGUAAAGGAAGAGGGAAAACACAAUGCAUCAACCACUUUCGAAUUAACGACAGUUGGUACUUGGUGGAUUUGCCUGGAUACGGAUAUGCCUCCGCACCACAUGAACUUCGAAGAGAUUGGAACAAGUUCACCAAAGACUAUUUUCUGAACCGGUCAACACUGGUCUCAGUCUUCCUUCUCAUUGAUGCUAGCAUUCCUGCCAAAAAGAUUGACCUCGAAUAUGCAAGUUGGCUGGGUCAGAAUAAGGUCCCAAUGACGAUAAUAUUUACAAAAUGUGACAAGCGGAAAAAGAAAAAGAAUGGUGGAAAGCAUCCCGAAGAAAACGUGCAAGACUUUCAGGAGUUGAUCAGUGAAUACUUCGAAGGAGUACCACCUUGGAUCAUGACAAGCAGCAUUACCAAUCAAGGUCGAGAUGAGAUACUGUUGCAUAUGUCUCAGCUUCGUAACUAUUGGCUCAAGCAUUAACUUAUCAUGGAUCUCUUGUUUGGUUCAAUCUGGAAGUGCGACCGUUGCUGGAGGACAAGUAAAGCGUAUUUUAUGCCGCUGAAACUAAGAAAGGCAAACCGAAAGGGGAAUGUAGAUCGAUUGAAGUUGCUUUGAACCUGUAAUUUUUCCAAACUGUGAUAGCAAGAGUUGUGGGCUAUCUGCUUGGUUCAGGUAACCAAGAUAAGUUUGCAUGCCAUUUCCAGAACUGGAUUUUGUUAUUUAUUUUUGGUAAUAGAUAACCAAGGCGCUGGUUGUUUUCGACUUAAUGAGCUUAAUGGAAUGUAUAAGUAGUAGCAAGUUCAAGUA